GCUCCUUAAGGAAAAGUUGUAAUAGCCCUUGGCUAAUAUUAGACCCUUCCUUAAGGGAUUCGCAAGGACUCGCAAGGCUCUCUAAAGCCCUUGCGCUGCUAGUGCUACGAGUGGAAAGGCACCGCGAACAUGUUAACGCGUUCGCGGCUGUUAGUUUGUAGGCUACUCACGUACCCAGCCACAUCUGCAGCAGGACACUACGCGCCCACCCCUAGCGAAUCGCCCCAACGAACUUCCAGCCGCUACCCUUGUUAUUUAUCGCCCAGCGCCUUUACUUUUUUUCAAAAACUUCAGGGAGGUCAUUCAAAUACAGAGAAAACGGAACGACCUCCCUGAAGUUUUUGUAAAAAAGUUAGCUCGCUCCCCUUCCGCGACUACCUUCCGCACACAGCAAUCGACCACAGGAGCGCGCGGCAGCCCUUGGAGAUGGUUAACCAGUAUACUUCUAACCA
Amoebophrya sp. A25 is the source of this 452-nucleotide messenger RNA. NCBI's taxonomy places the organism in Eukaryota, Dinophyceae, Syndiniales, Amoebophryaceae. The record is from the annotation of a GenBank genome assembly.